Molecule: messenger RNA, 3741 nt
Organism: Trematomus bernacchii (emerald rockcod)
Lineage: Eukaryota; Metazoa; Chordata; Actinopteri; Perciformes; Nototheniidae
Gene: ints4
Product: integrator complex subunit 4
Exons: 24
Coding region: 304-3246 (980 amino acids)
Biological process (GO): snRNA processing
Cellular component (GO): integrator complex
Source: RefSeq, a predicted model, not a curated record
CAUCCACGGUGGUUGUUUUAAGAAACAUGAGGAUUCCAUGCUCUCCUCUAGUUUUUUUUUUAACAAGUCUGUGUUUUUCUUAAACGAGUAUCCAAACAAACUAGGAUCCAGUUAAACAUCAACUACAAGGACAAAAGUAAUAGGUUCACAUUUGUCAACUUAACCUCAAUAUAUGCAGCCUACAUUUAAAAAAAGAAAAACCGCGUUUUGGUUUUACCUUUUGACCGUAGCUACGGAAAGUGAAAGGGGACAAAUGUAUGUAGCUAGCUGAAGCAUAGCUUAGCGAACAAUAUUUCGCCGAACAUGGCAGCACACCUGAAGAAGCGAGUUUAUGAGGAGUUUUCCCAUGUCGUACAGAUUCCCCAUGAAGAGGCGCCGGCCAAGAAGCUGCGUCUGUCCAAACCCAGUAAGUCUGCAGCGCUGCACAUCGACCUGUGUAAGGCCACCAACUCCACCGACGCCCUGCAGUACCUGCUGCAGUUUGCACGCAAGCCUGUGGAGGUGGAGAGCGUGGAGGGUGUGGUCCGGAUCCUGUUGGAGCACUACUACAAGGAGGCGGACAACUCUGUGAGGCUGAAGAUCGCCUCUCUGCUGGGUCUGCUGUCCAAAACACAGGGCUUCAGCCCCGACUGCAUCGUGGACGACGCCAUUAACACACUCAACAAUGAGAAGUCCCAUCAGGUCCUCGCCCAGCUGCUGGACACUCUGCUGGUCAUUGGAACACAGCUGCCUGAGAGUCCUGCAGUCAGACAGAGGCUCAUAGAGAUGGCUUGCAAGCACCUGUCUGAUACGUAUUUUGGGGUCAGGAACAAGUGUCUAAAGCUCCUUGGAUGUCUCGGCAUGAUGGACACUUCAUUGACCAAAGACAGCGAGGGACAGGGCACAUCAUCAGGAGGAGCGAGGGAAGUCCAGAGUCUCAUCAGUGAUUACUUUGGAGACCAGGAGCCCAGAGUCCGCACGGCAGCCCUCAAAGCUAUGCUGCAGCUGCACGAGAGAGGAAUAAAGAUUCAUGAGAUCAUUUAUGACCAGGCUUGCAGGUUGCUGUCAGAUGAUUAUGAGCAGGUGCGCUCUGCAGCGGUGCAGAUAGUUUGGGUGCUCAGCCAGCUGUACCCAGAAAGCAUUGUUCCUAUCCCUUCAUCCAAUGAGGAGAUCCGACUUGUUGAUGAUGCGUUUGGAAAGAUCAGUCACAUGAUCAGUGACGGCUCCUGGAUGGUCCGGGUGCAGGCCGCCAAAACACUGGGCUCUAUGCUGCAAGUUAGUCCUCACUUUCUGGAGCAGACUUUGGAUAAGAAGCUGAUGUCAGAUCUAAGGAGGAAGCGUACGGCCCAUGAACGAGCCAAAGAGCUCUUUACUUCUGGAGAGUUCUCCUCUGGCAGGAAGUGGGCCGACGACGCCCCCAAGGAGAGACUGGACACAAACACUGUGAACCUGAUCGCCUCGGGGGCCUGCGGGGCCUUCGUCCACGGCCUGGAAGACGAGAUGUUUGAGGUGCGUAUUGCGGCGGUGGAGGCGUUGAGUCAGCUGGCUCGCUCUUCUGCCAGCUUUGCAGAAAAGUGUCUGGACUUCCUGGUGGACAUGUUCAACGACGAGAUCGAGGAAGUGAGGCUGCAGUCCAUCCACGUGCUGAGAGAGAUCUCCACCCAUAUCACCCUCAGAGAGGACCAGCUGGACACUGUACUAGCUGUGUUGGAGGACUCGUCUCGUGACAUCAGAGAGGCUCUGCAUGAAUUAAUCUGUUACACCAACGUCUCCACCAAAGAGUGUGUUCAGCUGGCUCUGCUGGAGCUGCUCAAGAACCUCAACAAGUAUCCCACUGACCGCAACUCUGUCUGGAAGUGUCUGAAGUUCCUGGGUUCCCGUCACCCAACGCUGGUGUUGCCGCUGGUUCCUGAACUGCUCAGCACACAUCCGUACUUUGACACCCCCGAGCCGGACAUGGAUGACCCGGCCUACAUCGCGGUGCUGGUGUUGGUUUUCAACGCGGCCAAGUCGUGUCCCACCAUGCCGGCGCUGUUCUCCGACCACACCUUCAGACACUACGCCUACCUGAGGGACAGUCUGUCUCACCUCGUACCCCCCCUGCGGUUGCCAGGCAACGGCCUGGACUUGGUGGACUCUCGCUGUGGUUCAGGUUCUGUGGAGUCAGCUCAGCUCUUCCUUCAACAGAGUCUGAACAGGGUCAGCACCAUCCAGAACCUGGAAGCCCCCGGAGCCCAGGACCUGCUCAACUUUACCAUAAGAGACCUGCAGCGGCUGGGGGAGCUGCAGACGGAGCUCGCUGGAGCGGCCGACUUCUGCGCCACAUACCUGCGCUGCCAGCUGCUGCUCAUGAAGGCUCUGCAGGAGAAGCUGUGGAACAUGGCUGUCCCUCUCUGCCUCAAACAGAACGUCACAGCCACCGCUGCAGCUCAACAGAUCUUAGAGGAAACCUACAAGCUGGAGUUCCUGUACAGCGGUCUGGAGAGCAGGCAGGUGGCCACCAUCCAUCAUGUCCGCCUGCAGGCCAAAGCUCUGCAGCUUAUCCUCACUGCUCGCUCUAGGCAGGGGUUGGAUCCUCUCAUCAGCAGCUGUGAGAAGUUUCUGCAGGACAUUGUGUCAUUUCAGAAGCUGUUUCUGGCAGAGCUGCCCUACCUGCAGGACAGUUUUGUGGAUCAGCUGUUGGAGCUGCUGCCCCGGCUGUCGUCCUGUAAGCCGGUGGAGCUGGUGAGGAUCCUGCAGAGCACCCUGAGGCAGAGCGGCCUGCUGCAGCUCCCCCUGCCGGAGCAGAUCCACCGGGCGACAGCCACCAUCAUUGAGCCCACGGGAGAGUCUGACAACCCGCUGAAGUUCACCACCGGCCUGGUGGUGGCCCUGGACAUCGAUGCAACUCUGGAGCACGUCCAGGACCCCCAGAACACGGUGAAAGUGCAGGUUCUGUAUCCAGACGGCCAGAGUCAUGUGAUCCAUCCUAAACCUGGAGACUUCAGGAAGCCGGGCCCCGACAGACACAGACUGAUCACUCAGGUGUACCUGUCCCACAGCGCCUGGACAGAGCCGUCUCAGAUCGAGGUGCGCCUCCUGCUGGCCUACAGCUCCUCCUCCACCUCCCUCUCCUCCUCCAGCUCCCUCUCCUCCUCUCCGGCCUCCAGGCUGGGAUGGAGCGACAGCAUCGACGGCCUCCCCCCCCCAGAGCUCGCCGUAGAGGGAACCAUUCCGUUCAGCAAGCCCGUCAAAGUCCUCAUCAUGCCCAAACCAGCCCGGCGCUGACACGAGUCAACUGAGAACACACACAGAGACACACACAGAACACACACAGAGACACACACAGAACACACACACACACACAGAACACACACACACACAGAACAUACACAGAGACACACACAGAACACAGACACACACACACACACAGAAAAUACACAGAACAUACACAGACACACACAGAACAGACACACACACACAGAACAUACACAGAGACACACACAGAACACAGACACACACACACACACACACACGGCUUCAACUCUUUUCAGAUUUGGCGAGCAAGAGGCACCUGACAAGAGGAUUCUAGCUGCUUCACUCACUAAAUUCAAACCUGUACCAGAAAAUGUUUUGGCUUCUUUUAGAAUUUGUGCACUUUUAAAAAUAAUUCCUGAUGAAGUAUGAGGAAGCACAAGAGUAGUAAUGGUGUCAUUUGUUUUGGAAAUAUUUUUGUACUCAACAAUUGUUUCUGAUAAAGACAAAGAACUGUGUUGGAGAUGA